Molecule: messenger RNA, 1434 nt
Organism: Cyphellophora europaea CBS 101466
Lineage: Eukaryota; Fungi; Ascomycota; Eurotiomycetes; Chaetothyriales; Cyphellophoraceae
Exons: 1
Coding region: 1-1434 (477 amino acids)
Biological process (GO): lipid metabolic process
Molecular function (GO): phosphoric diester hydrolase activity
Source: RefSeq, a predicted model, not a curated record
AUGGCUCCCGACAUUACCUUCCGCAACAUCUCCAACCAGCCGCUCCGGCUGAGACUCGUCGAGUACUUCGACCCCGAGAAGCAGGAUGGCGGCGGGGUGUUCUCCAUGAAGAAUGUCACCUCCGCCAUCACUAACGUGACUAACUCGGUCGGCAUCACCAACACCUCGACCCGCAAAGAAGUGCCCGAGAUCUCCCCAGACGCGAAACCCUUUGAGAAACGAGAAGUCGACAUCAAGCUCGAUCCUUUCAAGAUCGUCAAGACCGACGUCAAGUCUUCCAUUAGAAACGAGAAGGAGCGUACCCGUCUGACCUUUGAGACGGACAAUGGAGAGAAACACAAGAUGUACACCCCGGUGCCAACAACCCUCGGCACGCCGACUCUCGAGACUGAGGGUAACACUCAACACCGCUACACAGGCGUCUACCUUCCAGACGACGCAUUCGUGGCUAUCUACAGCUCCAAGGACCUGAACAAGUGGAUGGCCAGACUCCCCGACGACAUUCCUCUUGGUGCUCUGUCCAUUCCAGGCACACACAAUUCGCCUACCUGCCACAAUGCCCCACCAUCGGUCCGCUGCCAGGCUGUCAGCCCGUGGGAGCAGCUGCAGAAUGGUGUUCGCUUCUUUGACGUGCGAGUUCAAGUACCUGAGCCCUUCGAUCUCGACAGCGACCGGCUCAACCUUGUGCACAGCGCAUUCCCUAUCUCAUUGACCGGCAACAAGCUCUUCCGCGAGCUCUACGAGGAUGCCCUCAAGUUCCUGAGGGAGAAUCCCAGCGAGACGCUCAUCAUGUCCCUCAAACGGGAAGGUACUGGAAAGGGCAGCGAUCAACAGCUCUCGCAGAUUCUCAAGAAGCACUACACCAAUCCUCAGCAAUGGUUCACUCAGCCACGUGUGCCUAAGCUCCAAGAAGUUCGCGGCAAAAUCGUCCUUCUCCGUCGCUUCAACAAUGCUGACGAGCUCAACCGCGAGUGGGAUGGCAAGGGAUGGGGAAUCGAUGCUGCUACUUGGGCCGACAAUACACCCAACUCCAUGUGCCCAUCAGGCGAUGUCUGCGUCCAAGAUUUCUACCAAGUCGAUGAGGCCGAGAGUAUCAGGAAGAAGAUUGACUAUGCUCGCGAGCACUUGGAGCGCAGUGGCUGCUGCAAAUUCGAUCUAAGGUCGGACAACAAGUACCCACUGUACGUCAACUUUCUGUCAGCGAGCAACUUUUGGAAGAUUGGCACCUGGCCGGAGAAGGUUGCUGCUGCCAUCAAUCCCGAGAUUGUCAAGCAUCUUUGCCAUGCUCACAUGAUCAAAGGCGAUGGGGGCGUUAAGGAGGGUGAUUGGAGCACGGGUUGCUUGAUCAUGGACUGGAUCGGGCAGGGCAACGACUGGGACCUCUGCAGAUGUGUGGUGGGUAUGAAUGCGAAGCUGAUCCGUGAAGGCAAUUAG